Amborella trichopoda is the source of this 2710-nucleotide messenger RNA. The record is from RefSeq and is a predicted model, not a curated record. Lineage: Eukaryota; Viridiplantae; Streptophyta; Magnoliopsida; Amborellales; Amborellaceae.
UAAAAAGAUAAGAAAAAAAAAAAAAUGGAGAAGAAGAAAAGAUACUCAUUUUAUCGAUCAAAUGCCCCCAGCUUUAACAAAGAUAAACUACACAUGCAGGUAUGAGAAGGACCCGUACGACCGCUGCUGGCGGACCCCGCAUCUAAAGGAUCAGUUUCCUAUUUAUAGUUCUAACUCUGUGUCUCCCAAUUCCUUCCAACCGCCAUCCUCAGUAAUGCAAACUGCUGUUCGUCCCUCUGAUCUGAAUGCGAGCAUAUCUUUCGGUUGGACAGAAGAACAGUUGUACAAUUGGAACUUUUACUUCGCCUUCCAUUUCUCAGAGUUAGAAGUACUAAAUACGACAGAGUUGAGAGAAUUCAACAUAUUCAUCGAUGAUGGACAUAGGAGCAAAGACGACCCAUGGAAUGCCAAACCUGUGAAUCCAGGGUACUUGACAACGAUAAGCAUUUACACAACCGGUAUUUAUACAUCGAGGAAUGGCCUUAGCGUAUCCAUCAACAAGACGAGAAGAUCCACCCAUCCUCCAAUUCUCAAUGCGUUUGAGAUGUAUAGUGUCUCUGCACUCUCCCUGCUGGCAACUUACCAACAAGAUGGUACUCUCUCUGUCUCACACAUACCAUCCCCGUCAUAGUUCCCAUUAGUGCUUUGAAACUAGUGACUCAGGCGCAGGCUGACCAAGUCAGCUGGAUCCUGAAGAAAAGAAACCAUGGUGAGUUUGAGUCCUGGUCCGGUAUUUUUUCACCAAGAGUUUUGACCCCACCUCCAACUAUGAUGAGUCAGUAGGCGACACCAAUUACCAAUUUUCGAUUGCACUAACCGGCCAUGGGCCUGGUCCGGAACCGGUCCAGUAGCCAGCCCCAACAAGUUGAUGCUCUAAUGGACAUCAAGAAAGAAUAUGCAUUGAAGGGUUGGUUAGGAGACCCCUGCCUUCCUAAAGGAUACAGUUGGGAUGUGUUAAUUUGCAGCAAUGCACCAUUUCCAAGAAUCAUUUCCUUGAACCUUCAAGGCUAUGAAUUGAUGGGGGAAAUAUUAAGAGCUCUAGGAAACCUCCAAGAAAUCCAAAUAUUGAAUUUAGCAAACAAUCGCCUUAACGGUGCAAUACCUGAAUUUUUAGCUAAUCUACCUAACCUGGUAUCACUCGAUUUAAGGGACAACAACUUAAGUGGGCCAGUUCCAAGGACUUUACUAUAUAAGAAUAACAGCGGGUCCCUUUUUUUGAGUAUAGAAGGCAAUCCAAGGCUAUGUUUAUCCAAUUCAUGUGAUCAGAGUGGAGAUAGCAAAUUGAGGGUACACAAACGACAUCAAAAGGUUUCUUUGGUUGUAAUAAUAGCAUCAUCUCUUGGAGGAGUAUUGGUCAUAGUUUCUUUAUUGGUUAUGGUGCUGCUAUUGAAGAGAAGGAAACUUCGAGUACUCAUCUUAUCAGAAGCAGCAACAGUGGGCAAGGGAAAGCUACGAUCUUCAUCUACAAUGAGUGGUUCCCAAGCGUUCACAUACUCGGAGAUCGUAAGUAUAACAAAUAACUUCCAGAAUGCCAUCGGUAGAGGAGGAUAUGGGACUGUUUUUCAUGGAUGCCUCAAAGAUGGUCGUCAAGUCGCUGUAAAAAUGCGGUCUGACAGUUCACGCCAAGGACUCAAGCAGUUCAUGGCAGAGAUUGAAUUGUCGGUGAGAGUUCACCAUAAAUACCUAAACACCUUCUUAGGAUUUUGUGAGGAUGGCAACAACAUGAUUCUCAUCUAUGAAUACAUGAGCAACGGAAAUCUGCAAGCAACUCUGUCAGAUGGGAAUAGCUCCAGAAUCAUGAACUGGGAGCAACGUCUUAAAAUAGCUCUGGGUGCUGCACAAGGAUUGGAGUAUCUGCAUUGCGGAUGCAAACCGCCAAUAAUUCAUAGAGAUGUGAAGACAUCCAACAUCCUCUUAAAUGAAAGAAUGGAAGCCAAAUUGGCAGACUUUGGGCUAUCAAAGGCUUGGCCAAACGAGGUAGAUACUCACAUAUCAACUGCAGUUGUUGGAACACCAGGAUAUGUAGACCCAGAGUACUACAUUACCAACAAGCUAAAUGAGAAGAGUGAUGUUUAUAGCUUUGGGAUAGUUCUUCUAGAGAUUUUAUCAGGGCAACCAUCAAUAAUCAUAGAUGGGCAAACUCAGGAAAGAAUCCAUAUUGUACAAUGGAUAACUCCCAAUCUAGAGAAGGGGGACAUCCAAAGUGUUGUUGACCGAAGGAUGCAGGGGGGAUAUGAUAUGAAUUCAGUAUGGAAAGUUGCAGAGAUAGCCAUGGCAUGCACCCAAAAAAUUGGUAUAAAGAGACCUACAAUGAGUGAGGUUGUGAACGAAUUGAAGGGAUCCCUGAAUCUAGAGUUUGCCCGAUCAAGCAAGACAAAUUCAAGAAGACAAUCAAGGUCACAGCCCAUGAAUUCAAGUGAUCCAAUUGAGUUUGAGGAUGACUCACUGUUCUACCCUUCACCAAGGUAGGGACCAAACCAACAGAGAUGUGAACCUUACAAACCAUUUUUCAAGUUUUACUUGUUCUUACAUGUUACUGCAUCGCUAUACGUUUAUGUAUGUAUGUCUGCCAUGAGAUAUUUUGAAGUUUUCAUAGCCUUCCAACUUUAACACAACCCCAUUUACUCAGGUUCUAUCACCAUGAUUCUAUAAAGUUUUUACAUGUAAUAAUAUGCAGAAAGAUUAUGAUUAUCGUGCGGACCAAGUUCUA